This is a messenger RNA of Rodentolepis nana, 426 nucleotides long. The record is from the annotation of a GenBank genome assembly. Lineage: Eukaryota; Metazoa; Platyhelminthes; Cestoda; Cyclophyllidea; Hymenolepididae.
AUGGACAUCUACGGACUGUUAAAGUACCACGAAAUCAAUGGGUUGGGAGGUAUUGAUCACAAAGACAUUGCCAAAUGCGUGAAAGAUGCAGACAAAGUGGUGAAAAGUCUUGGAGACACUGUGUUGGCUCACACGAACAAAAGGACAAAGAAGAGAGUCAUUUACUUCAAUGAUGCACGAUUCGACCUCAGAGUUGGCACUGAUUUGGUGGAGAUGUGGAGGUCGGUUUGUGUGGAGGGGGUGAGCAGGAACCAAGUACAAGACUACCUGACAAAGCAUGGCCUAACUAAGAUGUCAGGAGAUGAACCAAAUAGACCUCGGUGUGAGGAGGUGAAGAAGUGCAAGCUUCCCAACAGACGGCCCAGACGACAGGUCGAUUUUAAAUCCAAAUCCCACGUCAAUGAUACUCUCUUUCACGUCCCCUGA